CAAAAUUUUGGAAUGGAGGGGAAAAGAGGAAAAUGCAACUUUGAUAAAAAAAAUUGAUGCAAACUGAAAAACCCGCUGAAAAAAUUGAAUAAAUUCGAACUUUCUAAGAUGUAUUGAGGUAAUUUAAAUACUUGAAUAAGUUCAGAAUGGAAUGUGAAAAUAUAAACGACGUCGUACGGCUUUCACUUCUACAUGAAUUUCCAAUAUUGAACUCGAGAAAUGAAGAAAUACCCAACAGCGAUUAUAUCCUUCCGUUUAACAAACUGAAGGAACUGUUGAUCGAAAGAAAGUUACUCAACUUUGCUUACGAACUUGUAAAUCUGAAGCUAGAAGAAGAUAUUCGUAAAAACGUUGUUCCUCAGUUCGUAGAUAAUUUCAAAGAGAAAUGUGAUACUUUGGAAGGAUUUAGAAAAUUUCAAGAGAGUGUGAAGCAUCUUUACGUAUCCGUUUCGCGAAUACUUCCUUUAUUGCAAAAGUUAGAAGAACUCAAACGUAAUGAUACUCAGUUUGAAAACAACACAUCGGUUUCAAAAAGCGCUAUCGAAUCGUAUAAAAUCACCCUGAUCGGUACGAUACUGUUCGAUUUACCGAAUGGAUAUUCGUCUAUUAUACAGAACUUUUAUUGCGUAGCAUUCAAAGCAUUUUGUAAUUGUAGUUAUCCUGCUCAUGCUGGAAUUAUUGUUAAAUGUUCCGAGCAUCGGGAUCAAAGCUGCUGUAAAUGUAAGCAAGCCUUGGGUGCAUUCGAUUGUGUAAACAAAGUUCUAAGUGAAAUCGGCCUAUUAGAGAAGCUUGUCGGAUCAACGUUGACAAUGUUGGUUGAAAAAUGGACUGAAUUUCACGUUGAUAAAAAUUUUCGAGGAGCAUUUGAUACUUCCAAUAUCAACACUAUUGAGAAAUGGAUCAAAGAUGUAAUCUUGGUAUGGCUUUCGAGAAUUUAUAAAAUUGGUAAAAUCCAUUCGAAGAAGAGACAACAAGCUGUAGACAAAAUAGUAGCAACUUUCAAAGAUAGAUUACUGCAUUUCGUAUACGAAACCUAUGGCAAGCUCUUAAUUGAUCAAUUGUUUAAUAUUAUAGUUGAAUAUCCGGAUUCGUAUAACGCCAUCGAAGACUUACGAAUUUGCUUACAAAGAAAUAAUCUACAAUCGUUGUUGAUUGAAAAGACUAAAGGAUCUUUUGUAACGAGAUUACUACAUCCUGGAGUGAACACUCCUGACAUAUUGACUGCCUAUAUUGCUUCCAUUCACGCUUUACAGCAAUUGGAUCCAUCAGGAAUGCUUUUAGAUGCUAUUACGAGUCCUAUAAGAACGUAUUUACGAAACCGUGAAGAUACUGUACAUUGCAUGGUUACCAGUUUAACCGAAGAAGGAGCUACUGAUUUAUCAGAUGAAUUAACAGGCUGUAAAAAAAUAACCUUGUGUGAUGUCGUAGCUACUGUUGAAGAUGAUAUGGAAAAUUGGGAGAACUGGGUACCUGACCCCAUCGAAGUUGUUCCAGGUACGAGUGAAAAAAGAGACCAUUCUGCGGAUAUCAUUACGAUGCUGGUGAAUGUUUUCGGUAGCAGGCAAUUAUUCAUUGAUGAAUAUAGGAAAUUACUAGCUGAUCGAUUUUUAACUCAAUUUACCUACAAUACUGAUAAAGAAAUUAGGAAUCUAGAAUUAUUGAAAUUGAGAUUUGGUGAUUCUGAAUUGAAUAAAUGCGAAGUUAUGUUGAAAGAUAUUCACGAUUCGUUCAGAAUUGGUAAUCAUUUGCAAUCUGAUCCAGCUUACGGAAUUAAAGAUUUGGAAUUUCAUGUUCGUGGUAUGGUUCUUUCAGCGUAUUUCUGGCCUCCCUUUAAAGAUAAUAAUUUAGAAUUACCUGCUAAAGUGACCGAACAUUUAGAUGUUUAUACAAAAGCAUUCGAGACAUAUAAGAGUAAUCGAACCUUAUCUUGGAAAUCUCACUUGGGCACAGUAAAUUUAGAAAUCGAAUUAAAAGAUCGAAAAUUAGACUUGACCGUAUCUCCUGUUCAUGCAACGAUAAUUUGGCAUUUUCAAGAUAAAAGUGAAUGGCAUCUAACCGACUUGAGCCAAGUAACAAUGGUCUCGUGCUCAGUAUUAAGACGAAAAAUAUCAUUUUGGCAAUCUCAAGGAGUGCUCAUGGAAACAGCUCCGGAUCAUUACGUAGUCGUAGAAGAAAGCUCGAAUUUGAAUAGUAAACCGAGACCUGCCAUACCUAUGAAUAUAUUAUACGAAGAAGAUGAAACCGAAAGCGCCGUCGCUUCAGCUCAAGAUCAAAGAGAUGAAGAACUUCAGGUUUUUUGGUCUUAUAUCGUCGGCAUGUUGACCAAUUUGGAAUCGUUAACGUUGGAAAGAAUACAUCAAAUGUUGAAAAUGUUCGCUUCGCAAGGUUCUGCUACGAAGGAAGUAUCCGCCCAGCAGCUUAAACAUUUUUUGGAUAAAAAAGUCAAAGAGCAUUUGUUAAUCGUAUCUGGUGGAUUUUAUAAGUUGGCUACGAAAUAAUUAUUUUGGUUCUUUAAUGUUUGAUUCAUUUUUUCUUUUGUACUUUUUCGAAUUUCAUGUUUUGUUUCAAGUGUAAAGUACAUUUUUAUUUAUACGUCGUACGAGUAAUAAUCAGUUUUGCGUGUUCAUUUUGUAGCUGGAAAUUAAAGAGAUGUUUUAAAUGAGGAA
Messenger RNA from Planococcus citri (citrus mealybug), 2666 nucleotides. It is a transcript of the gene morula, whose product is annotated as anaphase promoting complex subunit morula. Bases 147 to 2498 code for a protein of 783 amino acids. The transcript has 12 exons. Gene Ontology annotation, biological process: ubiquitin-dependent protein catabolic process; protein K11-linked ubiquitination; metaphase/anaphase transition of mitotic cell cycle. NCBI's taxonomy places the organism in Eukaryota, Metazoa, Arthropoda, Insecta, Hemiptera, Pseudococcidae. The record is from RefSeq and is a predicted model, not a curated record. Gene Ontology annotation, molecular function: ubiquitin protein ligase binding. Gene Ontology annotation, cellular component: anaphase-promoting complex.